AUGGCCGCUACCAGGACGUCGUCGUCUACACUCAGCCCGAAGUCCGCCAGUCCCGGCCUUUCAGUCCGCACUGGCCGUGACCGUAGCAGCAGCAUUGUCAAGAUCGAGAAGGUUGGUGAGGAGUCCCAGGAGGAAGCUCUGGACCAAGGCGUGUAUGACAACUUGAACGCGGAGUGGGUGAACCGUAAAGGUGCAUGGCUGAUUCAUCUUGUUCUCAUCUUGACGGGGAAGGUGGUCAUCGACACCAUCCCCGGGAUGCGGCAAGAGAUUAGCUGGACACUCCUAUCCUAUCUGAUGUUCCAUUAUGUCACGGGAAUCCCCUUCCACUCGGACCUCCACGGGGGCGUAUACGACAACCUUACGAUGUGGGAACAAAUCGACGAAGGCGCGCAGUACACCCCCGCGAAGAAAUGGCUGCUCAUUAUGCCCAUAACUCUGUUCCUUGCAUCAACACACUUCACGAAUUACGACCCAUGGCUGUUCGCAGUCAACCUCACUGCGCUGGUUCUUGUCCUCAUCCCCAAACUCCCAGCAUUCCACCGCUACCGCGUGCGCUUCAUGGUGGACGAGGAGCCGUCCGGCGUCGGCACCCCGACGACGCCCAAUUUCCCCCGUUCUGGAUACGCGACCCCCUCGCGUGGCGGCGUCGCGAUACCGCCCAUCACAGUCAGCGAGGUGGAAUCGCGUCUCUGA
Molecule: messenger RNA, 693 nt
Organism: Trametes versicolor FP-101664 SS1
Lineage: Eukaryota; Fungi; Basidiomycota; Agaricomycetes; Polyporales; Polyporaceae
Product: Orm1 type endoplasmic reticulum protein
Exons: 5
Coding region: 1-693 (230 amino acids)
Biological process (GO): intracellular sphingolipid homeostasis; negative regulation of ceramide biosynthetic process; ceramide metabolic process
Cellular component (GO): endoplasmic reticulum membrane
Source: RefSeq, a predicted model, not a curated record